AUGCCAGCCUUUGGCAGCCCCAAACGACCAGUGGGUCGGGUGAAUCAGGAGAGCCCGCAGCCAUAUGCAGUAUUAUGUGCAGCAGAGUUCGUGACAUCUUCCCUGUCGUCUGCUCCUAGCUGUUGCAAGGCGGGGUUGGGAACUUUUGCCCUUUCAUUGAAAGAGUAUGGGCAGGGUAUUUUGGGUGAUGUGCAGGAUUUCCAAGCCCUUCUUUUCAUGGGAGAGGCCUUAAUGCAUGAGAAGGAGUUCAAGCGAUCUGAGAUGUACUUCCGCAAGGCCCUCCAAUCCAAGAAACACCUCACAAAAGCCAAAAACCUAAAAGGAGAUACAGAAGUGAAGCCAAAACAGUUGAUGUCAGAUUGUGAUAUCAAAUUCAAGAUACAUCAGUGUCUGGUGGAGCAGCAGAGCUACAAAGAUGCAGUUUCCAUCCUGGAAUCCAUUCUGGCAAGGCAUCGAAGCUUGAAGGUUAACAUGGCCCUUGGACGACUGUAUAAAAUGCUAGGAAAUGAACGAUCAGCCAUUACAGCAUACAGAGAAGUCUUGAAGGGUUCUCCACUUGCCUUGGAAGCUGCAUUUGGUUUAUUGAGUUUGGGUGUGAAAAUAUCUGAAGUUCAGUCCCUAGUCAUGGCUGGAGGAGCUGGAACCUCUCAUUCUGAAUGGUUAGGGGUGCACUCCCUGAUCAAGGGAUAUGGGCAGCUGAACAGCUCUGAGCCUGGGUUAGCUGCUCAGACAUUGGCAUCAUUAGAAGAUAAUGGACCUCUCAGGUGCUGCUCUAGUCUCAUUUCAACAGUUGGAGAAGCUCUGUAUCUCACUGGGGACUAUGGAGCUGCCCGAAGUGCACUUGAGAGGGCACAUGCACUGGACCCACAGAGCCACAAGGGUAUGGACAUGUUGGCCCAUCUUUACGCAUUGGAGAAGCGUGAGAAAGAGUGUGAACAACUGGCUCAGAAGCUCAUGGCAAUUAAUCCCAACACUGUUGAGGCCUGGAUUGCAACUUCUCAGUCUCUUGUCAUUGCCAAAAAUUACAAGCAGGCACUUGGUUUUGCACAGAAGGCCUUGAUGUUGAAUCCCUGCCAUCAGGAGACUCUCAUCCUGAAAGGGACAAUAUUAAUGGAGGUGAAGAAAUUCCAGGAUGCCAUUACUCACUUCCGUGAAGCUAUUCAGCCACCAUGUCCAAGAUUUGCUGCAUACAAUGGCCUGGUGAUGUGUUACAUUGAACUUCGACGAAUGCGAGAGGCAGCUGCAAUGGCCAGUUCUGCUUGCAAAGUCCUAGGACACUCUACCCGUGCCCUCACUUUGUAUGGAAUGGUGCUGCUGAAGGACCCAAUGGCAGGCAAUGCUGGGAAGCAGAAAGCCAAGUCCCUGUUGAUGAAGGCAUUGGACCAAGAUCCCUCUUAUCUCCCAGCUGCUCAACAUCUUGCUGAACUUCAUGAAUCUAACUCUGACUAUGAGGCAGCGAUAGAGGUCCUGAAGAAAGCAAGUGAACACCGGAGCAUGAGCUCUGUCCACCAGACCCUGGCUGAUCUCCUCAUUAAGAUCCACAAGGAGGAUGAGGCUGUUGAACAUUACACAAAAGCUCUCAGCCUUGAUCCAAUGAACAUGGGUGCAAUGGAAGGACUGCAGCGGAUGGAGCAAGGAAAUACAGACACAGGUGAUCCAUCUUAUGAGGAGUUGCCAGAAUCUGAAAUUGAGGCCGACCUUGAGGAUGUGGACCGGGACAUGGCUUGUUACUUUCAUUUUGCAAAAAUGUCAUCUGGGAAGCGCCCCGAACAUCAGGCGCCACCAGAGGUGUACUACAAUGAGGAUGAGGCAAUGAAGUACUCUACCAAGCAAGUCCUGCCUUUUUCUCACUUACUAGUUCUUAAGGGGAGAAUGCAAUGGAUUUUAUUGGUACUUUGCAGUACACGAAUGAUGGAAAUCCAGGUGCAGAUGUCAGAGCGUGCCAUCGAACUUCUGUCCCUACCUGAAGAUGAAACAUGUCUCAUCUUGGACCUUGGAUGUGGGUCAGGCCUCUCCGGUCAAUGCCUCGAUGACCAAGGUCACCUUUGGGUUGGCAUGGACAUAUCCCUCCCCAUGCUCCGAGUGUCACAGGAGAGGGAAGUGGAAGGGGAUCUAUUACUGGGAGACAUGGGGCAGGGAGUUCCCCUCAGGCCAGCCAUGUUUGAUGGUGCUGUCAGCAUCAGUGCACUUCAAUGGCUGUGUAAUGCUGACAAAACUUCUCAUUCCCCUCCAAAACGCCUCUUCAAAUUCUUCUCUUCUCUCUUUGCUUGCUUAAGUCGGGGGAGCCGAGCUGUGUUCCAGUUCUACCCAGAAAACAGUUCCCAGAUUGAGUUGGUCACACAGCAGGCAAUGAAGGCUGGGUUCACUGGUGGUCUUGUUGUUGAUUAUCCUAACAGUACAAAGGCCAAGAAGAUUUAUCUUGUUCUGAUGACUGGAGGUGGUCAGAAGUUACCCAAGGCACUUGGAGUGCCUGAUGCAGUUGAAGAACAGCAUGCUCGAUUUGUCCGUAAACGGGAGCGUGCAAAAGAGAUUCGUGGGAAGCCAGUCAAGAAGAGCCGAGACUGGAUCCUCGAGAAGAAAGAACGGAGAAGACGGCAAGGGAAAGAAGUCUGUGUCGACUCCAGCUAUACAGGACGCAAGCGAAGUGGCAGAUUUUGAUUUCUCACAUGUAUUUUCUAAUCGAGG
Messenger RNA from Darwinula stevensoni, 2685 nucleotides. The record is from the annotation of a GenBank genome assembly. Lineage: Eukaryota; Metazoa; Arthropoda; Ostracoda; Podocopida; Darwinulidae.